AUGAAAGAGAAGUCCAAAAAUGCUGCCCGGACUAGACGGGAGAAAGAAAACAGUGAAUUUUAUGAACUGGCUAAAUUACUACCCCUGCCCUCCGCUAUCACCUCUCAGCUGGACAAAGCGUCCAUAAUCAGACUCACCACCAGCUAUUUAAAAAUGAGGGUGGUUUUUCCAGAAGGACUCGGAGAAGCCUGGGGCCACUCUAGCCGAACCAGCCCGCUGGAUAACGUUGGACGGGAACUGGGAUCCCAUCUUUUGCAGACGUUGGACGGUUUCAUAUUUGUCGUGGCUCCGGACGGCAAGAUCAUGUACAUCUCGGAGACCGCCUCGGUGCACCUGGGCUUGUCGCAGGAGCCAGAGUACGAGAUCGAGAGGUCUUUUUUCCUGAGGAUGAUCCUGGCCAAGCGGAACGCGGGCCUGACCUGCGGCGGCUACAAGGUCAUUCACUGCAGCGGGUACCUGAAGAUCCGCCAGUACAGCCUGGACAUGUCCCCCUUCGACGGCUGCUACCAAAACGUUGGCUUGGUCGCCGUGGGCCACUCGCUGCCGCCCAGCGCCGUGACGGAGAUCAAGCUCCACAGCAAUAUGUUCAUGUUUCGCGCCAGCCUAGACAUGAAGCUCAUAUUCUUAGAUUCCAGGGUAGCUGAGCUAACAGGUUACGAGCCCCAGGACUUGAUAGAGAAGACCCUUUACCACCACGUCCACGGCUGUGACACCUUCCACCUGCGCUGCGCCCAUCACCUGUUGCUGGUGAAAGGGCAAGUGACCACCAAGUACUACCGCUUCCUGGCCAAGCACGGCGGCUGGCGUGAACAUCGAUCACGGAACUCUACCUCAAAUGACCCGAGUGGAAAUGAAACAUCCCAGCUGGGGAUCCGGCUCGAUCUGUCCCCUGCUUGCCGGGGUGAGAACCACGGCACCAGCAUUUCAGGCUGGCGCAGCAAAGCAAGCAGGGAGUACCCUGAUCCCGUGGGGGCCGGUCAGACAACCCCCUCGGAGCUGUUUUCCAGCAGCGGGACCGGUGAUACCGUGUGCCGCCCCAGCCCCCUUGCCUGCGCACCGGUGCCGCGGUCACCACCGGUGCAACCCAGCCCAGGGUGGCUACCAGCGGCUCCGAGGGGCCCGCGGCACCCGGGGCCGCUUUUUUUUGCAGCCCCUGGGAGCACCGCGGCUCCGCGCCCCGGCAGGAUUUCUCCGCCGCCUGGAAGCUGGGCUCGGGGGCCCCGGCGCAUGUCCAAACUUGCUAAGAAAAUCUACUGUAGUUCCUUAAGGAUGACAUUGAAUUGUUCCAGUAAACCAGGAACAGCUGAGAUAGAUGUGUGUGUGCUGCGGGUUCCUCCCAGACUUCACCCACCCGGCAUCGGGUGCGUGGCAGAGCCGCUUGUGCAGAUGCAGUUCCCGGCAGAGGCACAGGUUUGCCCGCUGCAGCCUCGUCGUGUUAUAAACCCAGCUAGGAAAAACGUGCGUACGGAAGAGAAAGCCAAACCUUUGCAUAUCGACUCGUGUAUGGAGGCCGAGGAGAAAGCAAAAGAGGUUCCGUAUGACUACAUGAAAUACUUCCCCGGGGAUACUGAAUAUAAAGGACUACAGCUCUCCCUGGAUCAGGUCACUGCUACCAAGCCGGCAUUCUCAUACGCAAAUUCAACUCCGACCAUAACGGAUAAUAGAAAGGGAAGCAAAUCUCACCUCUCGAGCACAAAGUCAAAAUCAAGGACAUCACCAUACCCACAGUAUUCUGGAUUCCACACUGAGAGAUCUGAGUCUGACCAUGAAAGCCAGUGGGGCGGGAGCCCCCUGACCGAUACAGCUUCUCCCCAGCUACUGGAGCCCGCGGACAGACCGAGCUCCCAGCACCACGAUGUCUCCUGUGCCUACAGACAGUACUCAGACCGCAGUGCUCUCUGCUACGGUUUUGCACUCGACCACUCCAGGCUGACUGAUGACAGACAUUUCCAUACUCAGGCCUGUGAAGGAGGCAGAUGUGAAGCUGGCCGGUAUUUCCUUGGCACGCCGCAGCCGGGAAGGGAGAGCUGGUGGGGUUCUCGUUCAGCAUUGCCCCUGACUAAAUCAUCCCCUGAGAGCAGAGAAGCGUAUGAAAACAGUAUGCCCCACAUAACGUCGGUGCACAGGAUUCAUGGGAGAGGACACUGGGAUGAGGACAGUGUCGUUAGCUCACCUGAUCCUGGCUCUGCCAGUGAAUCAGGCGACCGAUACCGUACUGAGCAAUAUCAGAGCAGUCCGCAUGAGCCCAGCAAAAUUGAAACUCUAAUAAGAGCCACCCAGCAAAUGAUUAAAGAGGAAGAAAACAGACUACAGCUGCGGAAAACGACCCCUGAUCCACUGGUCUCCAUUAAUGGCACAGGGAAGAAGCACGCUACCUGUUUUGCAAACUACCCUCAGCAGCAGUUGGCAGGGGAUGUCUGCCGUGUCCCGACGGUUGCCAACACUCCUCCCUGUGAACACAUCCAGCAACGAGAUGGAAAGAUUAUGAGCCCACAUGAAAAUGACUAUGACAACAGCCCCACAACACUGUCUAGGAUAAGCAGCCCCAAUUCUGAUCGAAUAUCAAAAUCUAGUUUGGUACUAGCUAAAGACUACCUGCAUUCAGACAUGUCCCCUCAUCAAACCCCAGGGGACCACCCAGCAGCCUCUCCAAAUUACUACAGCUCCCACAGGCAGUACUUUGAUAAGCAUGCUUACACAUUAACUGGAUAUGCCCUGGAGCAUCUAUAUGACACUGAAACCAUUAGAAACUAUUCACUAGGCUGUAAUGGAUCACACUUUGAUGUGACUUCUCACUUAAGGAUGCAGCAAGAUCCAGCACAAGGACACAAGGGAACAUCCGUUAUAAUAACCAAUGGAAGCUGA
This is a messenger RNA of Aptenodytes forsteri (emperor penguin), 2865 nucleotides long. It is a transcript of the gene SIM1, whose product is annotated as single-minded family bHLH transcription factor 1. Gene Ontology annotation, biological process: regulation of transcription by RNA polymerase II. NCBI's taxonomy places the organism in Eukaryota, Metazoa, Chordata, Aves, Sphenisciformes, Spheniscidae. Gene Ontology annotation, molecular function: protein dimerization activity; DNA-binding transcription factor activity, RNA polymerase II-specific; RNA polymerase II transcription regulatory region sequence-specific DNA binding. Bases 1 to 2865 code for a protein of 954 amino acids. The record is from RefSeq and is a predicted model, not a curated record. The transcript has 13 exons.